AUCACUGUAGGUGCGCCGCCGAUUCACGUUCACACACCCGGCUGGCCCAGCAACACAAUAACUUUACACAGUUUACAAAAACUAAAUCAGCCCACUUAAGGAAAACAAAGUGGGCGAAAAUAAAAACAUAUUAACAGAGGUGUCUGAGCCGCUUCAACCGGGAGUUGCAGGUUGGGGUUGGAGUGGAACAUUUUCAGAACUCAGCAAAAACAUUGUAUUGAAAGAAGACUUGUUGCAUCUACCUUCAGGAUACGUUGCGUUUUCACCUCUGUCGUUUGUUUCUUUACUGUUUUCUCCCUAUUCGGCUCCAGGCUGCGGCUUGGAGAACCAAGGCAACACCAUGGAUCCCAGCAGCUGGAGCGGCAGCGAGAGCCCUGCCGAGGACCUGGAGAGGAUGAGUGAUUCGGCCGACAAGCCCAUGGACAAUGAUGCCGAGGGUGUGUGGAGCCCCGACAUUGAGCAGAGCUUCCAGGAGGCCCUGGCUAUCUACCCCCCCUGCGGGCGCAGGAAGAUCAUCCUGUCUGACGAGGGAAAGAUGUAUGGUCGAAAUGAAUUGAUAGCCAGAUACAUCAAGCUGCGGACAGGAAAGACAAGGACAAGGAAACAGGUGUCUAGUCACAUACAGGUCUUAGCAAGAAAGAAAGUUCGAGAAAUCCAAGCGGCCAUCAAGGUAGGUCUGGCUUUGCCCGGUCGCGGGGGGCUUUUCAUCGCCAUGGUUACAGGCUGUUCCUUUGUUUUCCUCCCUCCCCCUACCCCGCAGGUGUCUAGUCACAUUCAGGUUCUUGCCAGAAGGAAAUCUCGAGAGUUUCAUUCCAAGCUAAAGGUUACAAGCAUGGAUCAAACCGUGAAGGACAAAGCCCUACAGAGUAUGGCCUCCAUGUCGUCGGCCCAGAUCGUCUCAGCCACCGCCAUCCACAACAAGCUGGGCCUGCCAGGCAUCCCACGGCCUGCCUUCCCUGGAGCAGCUGGGUUUUGGCAGGGUAUGAUAUCCACAGGCCAGCCUGGAUCAUCUCAAGACAUUAAGCCUUUUGCCCAACAAGCCUAUCCCAUCCAGCCCACAGUCACAACACCCAUUUCAGGGUAUGAGCCCCCGACAGCUCCAGCACCCACUGUCCCAGCCUGGCAGGGACGCUCCAUUGGGACAUCCAAACUGAGGCUGGUGGAGUUCUCUGCCUUCCUGGAGCAGCAGCGGGACCCGGACUCUUACAACAAGCAUCUCUUUGUGCACAUCGGACAGACGAAUCACUCCUACAACGACGCGUUGCUAGAGUCGGUGGACAUUCGUCAGAUUUAUGACAAAUUCCCCGAAAAGAAAGGUGGGCUGAAGGAGCUGUUUGGCAAAGGCCCGCAGAAUUCCUUCUUCCUUGUCAAGUUCUGGGCGGACCUGAACUGCAACAUUCAGGAUGACGCAGGGGCGUUCUACGGGGUGACCAGCCAGUACGAGAGCUCGGAGAACAUGACCAUCACCUGCUCCACAAAGGUUUGCUCCUUCGGCAAGCAGGUGGUGGAGAAGGUGGAGACGGAGUAUGCACGGUUUGAGAAUGGACGCUUUGUGUACAGGAUAAGCCGGUCGCCCAUGUGCGAGUACAUGAUCAACUUCAUCCACAAACUCAAGCACCUGCCCGAGAAGUACAUGAUGAACAGCGUCCUGGAGAACUUCACCAUUCUGUUGGUGGUGACGAACAGAGAAACACAGGAAACGCUGCUGUGCAUGGCCUGUGUUUUCGAGGUGUCCAACAGCGAGCAUGGCGCCCAGCACCACAUCUACCGGCUGGUGAAGGAAUGAGAGAGAAGCUCCUUUCACAUAGACUGAGAACCUCAAUACAAGUGGCAGUGCCUCUAAUUCAAAUCAGACUCAGACUGCU
Molecule: messenger RNA, 1865 nt
Organism: Megalops cyprinoides (Indo-Pacific tarpon)
Lineage: Eukaryota; Metazoa; Chordata; Actinopteri; Elopiformes; Megalopidae
Product: transcriptional enhancer factor TEF-1
Exons: 14
Coding region: 341-1786 (481 amino acids)
Biological process (GO): hippo signaling; embryonic organ development; regulation of transcription by RNA polymerase II
Cellular component (GO): transcription regulator complex
Molecular function (GO): RNA polymerase II cis-regulatory region sequence-specific DNA binding; DNA-binding transcription factor activity, RNA polymerase II-specific
Source: RefSeq, a predicted model, not a curated record